AUGCGUUUUUCUUACUUCAUUGCUGAAAUCGCAGCUAUAUUCCUCGCUUCCAGUGAUGCUCUCGAGGGUAACCAACGGCUACUGAGGACAGGCCAUUCCACAGUAGCCGAUUUCGAAGAGAGAGGCCCCUUACAGCGACGUGAAGGAGUUGGCGAAAAGUUUUGGGAUCAAUUUGGAGAAAGCAAUGCAAUACCAAAUAGCUCAUGGACUGGGUCUGCUGUUCUUGGGAACACUUGGCAGCCAGCUGGAGCAUGGUCUGCUGAUUUCUUGGGCCGGCGGGCUGAUGACGGCCGGGAUCGUUUUAUUUUCGGGCAGCCUUUAUGCGCUUAG
This is a messenger RNA of Phytophthora infestans T30-4, 330 nucleotides long. Its product is annotated as secreted RxLR effector peptide protein, putative. Lineage: Eukaryota; Oomycota; Peronosporomycetes; Peronosporales; Peronosporaceae. The record is from RefSeq and is a predicted model, not a curated record. Bases 1 to 330 code for a protein of 109 amino acids. The transcript has a single exon.